UUCAGAACAAUGAUUCCCAUCACUGAAUUCCGCCAGUUCUCAGAACAGCAGCCAGCCUUCCGUGUGCUGAAGCCAUGGUGGGAUGUAUUUACAGAUUAUCUCUCUGUUGCCAUGCUGAUGAUUGGAGUGUUUGGCUGCACAUUACAGGUUAUGCAGGACAAGAUUAUAUGCCUUCCAAAAAGAGCACAGCUGUCACAGACCUACUCUAACCUUCCUAAUGUGUCAAAUUUAGUCUCCAAUGCAACCCCGUCUGUUCCACCCAAGCCGUCCACUCCUCCUGCCACUGUUGAAAUGAAAGGACUAAAGACCGACUUAGACCUCCAACAGUAUAGCUUCAUAAACCAAAUGUGUUAUGAACGUGCCCUCCAUUGGUACGCAAAGUACUUCCCUUACCUUGUCCUUAUACAUACUUUGAUCUUCAUGCUAUGUAGCAACUUCUGGUUCAAAUUCCCUGGGUCGAGUUCAAAGAUUGAACAUUUUAUCUCCAUUCUGGGGAAGUGCUUUGAUUCUCCUUGGACCACAAGAGCUUUAUCUGAGGUGUCUGGUGAAGACUCUGAGGAGAAGGAUAACAGGAAGAACAAUAUCAACAGGUCAAACGCUAUUCAGCCGAGCACAGAAGGUACUUUAGUCAAAACUCAGUCUUUGAGAUCUAUACCUGAAAAGUUCGUUGUGGAUAAGGGAACACCAGGGGCCCUGGAUAAAAAAGAAGGAGAACAGGCCAAAGCAUUGUUUGAGAAAGUGAAGAAGUUCCGACUGCACGUUGAGGAAAGUGAUCUGCUGUAUGCUAUGUAUGUUCGCCAGACAGUGCUGAAAGUUAUUAAAUUUCUCAUCAUUAUUGCAUAUAACAGUGCACUUGUUUCAGAAGUCCAAUUUACAGUGGAUUGCAAUGUCGACAUACAGGACAUGACAGGAUAUAAGAAUUUUUCAUGCAAUCAUACUAUGGCUCAUCUGUUUUCUAAACUUUCCUUCUGCUAUCUCUGCUUUGUGAGUAUCUAUGGAUUCACGUGCCUUUACACUUUGUACUGGUUGUUCUACCGCUCACUUAAGGAAUAUUCUUUUGAGUACGUCCGUCAAGAGACUGGGAUUGAUGAUAUCCCAGAUGUCAAAAACGACUUUGCUUUUAUGCUCCACAUGAUAGACCAAUACGAUCCUCUGUAUUCCAAAAGAUUUGCUGUUUUUCUCUCAGAGGUCAGUGAAAACAAACUGAAACAGCUGAAUCUAAAUAAUGAGUGGACUGCAGAUAAAUUAAGACAGAGGCUGCAGAUGAAUGCCCACAACCAUUUGGAACUGCAGCUGUUUAUGCUGUCUGGACUUCCAGAUACAGUUUUCGAAAUUACGGAGCUGCAAUCAUUGAAACUCGAAAUCAUUAAUAAUGUCAUGAUACCAGCCACUAUUGCACAACUGGUUAAUCUCCAGGAGCUCUCAUUGUAUCAGUGCUCUGCAAAGAUCCACAGUGCAGCUCUGGUAUUUUUGAAAGAAAAUCUGAAAGUUCUGAAUGUCAAAUUUGAUGACUUCAGGGAGUUACCACCAUGGAUGUAUGGACUGAGAAAUUUGGAAGAACUGUAUUUAAUUGGUUCUUUAAGUCAUGACAUUUCUAAAAAUAUCACUUUGGAGUCUUUUCGAGAAUUUAAGAGGCUUAAAGUUCUUUACAUUAAAAGCAACCUGUCCAAAGUCCCACAGUCCGUGGUUGAUGUUUCAAGUCACCUUCAAAAAAUGUGUCUUCACAAUGAUGGCACUAAACUAGUGAUGCUCAAUAACUUAAAGAAAAUGGUUAACUUGACUGAAUUAGAGUUAGUGCACUGUGACUUGGAGCGCAUUCCCCAUGCCAUUUUCAGCCUUAUCAGCCUCCUAGAAUUGGACUUAAAGGAAAACAAUCUCAAAUCAAUAGAGGAGAUACUUAGCUUUCAACACCUUAGAAAACUUACAAUCCUCAAGCUGUGGCACAACAGUAUAACCUAUAUUCCCGAGCACAUAAAGAAACUGACAAGCCUGGAGAGGCUUUAUUUUAGCCACAACAAGAUAGAGGUUCUCCCAUCCCACCUCUUUCUCUGCAACAAAAUAAGAUAUUUAGACUUGUCUUAUAAUGAUAUCCGAUUCAUCCCCCCUGAAAUAGGAGUCCUACAGAGUUUACAGUAUUUUUCUAUCUCUUGCAACAAAGUGGAGAGUGUGCCAGAUGAGUUGUACUUUUGCAAAAAACUGAAGACACUGAAGAUUGGAAAAAACAACUUGUCCAUUUUGUCACCCAAAAUUGGAAAUCUGGUAUUUCUGUCUUACUUAGAUAUUAAAGGCAACCAUCUGGAAUUCCUCCCGCCAGAACUCAGUGGAUGUAAAGCUCUGAAAAAGUGUGGUCUAGUGGUUGAAGACACCUUGUUUGAAACUUUGCCUUUGGAUGUCAGGGAGCAGAUGAGGGCAGAGUGACUUUCCUGCAGUUUUACAGAAACAUGCCUCUUCCAAAUGCCUUGUACAUAAUUAGCUAGUC
Messenger RNA from Euleptes europaea (tarantolino), 2479 nucleotides. RefSeq names its product leucine rich repeat containing 8 VRAC subunit C (gene LRRC8C). Lineage: Eukaryota; Metazoa; Chordata; Lepidosauria; Squamata; Sphaerodactylidae. The record is from RefSeq and is a predicted model, not a curated record. The coding region runs from base 10 to 2418 and encodes 802 amino acids. Gene Ontology annotation, molecular function: protein binding. The transcript has 2 exons.